GUUCUGGCAACACCGCAGUGGCGCGCCUUCAUGCGAGGUGACUUCGUUUCGCCGUGUGUCACUGGAAAUCAAAGUUUAUAUGUUUUUUCUCGAAUUAUCGCAUUUAAAUCCAUUUCUAAUCCUCGAGUGAUAUAAUUGUGAUUAUGUGCCGUUAUCUUUUGAGUGCCGGAGGUGUACGAUAAGGGUGUUGUUGCAUGGUGGGGGUAAGGAGAAGGUGCCAAAAUGGGGGACAGUUUCUUGCACCUGGGGGACAUUGUCUCCCUGCACGCGGAAGGCACUGUAUCAGGAUUCCUCAGUACCUUAGGGUUGGUAGAUGACAGGUGUGUGGUGUGCCCGGAAGCGGGCGACCUGACUGAUCCGCCCAAAAAGUUCCGGGAUUGCCUGUUCAAAAUAUGCCCCAUGAACCGCUACUCCGCUCAAAAGCAGUUCUGGAAUACUGCCAAGCAGUCCGCUAACUCCAACACCGAUACAGGACUGCUUAAGAGGUUGCACCAUGCCGCUGAGAUAGAGAAGAAGCAAAAUGAGUUGGAGAACAAGAAGUUGCUGGGGACUGUCGUGCAGUACGGCAGCGUUCUACAACUGCUGCACGUCAAGUCCAAUAAAUACCUCACUGUAAACAAAAGACUGCCCGCGUUGCUGGAGAAGAACGCGAUGCGCGUUCACCUUGACGCCAACGGCAAUGAGGGCUCCUGGUUUUAUGUCAUGCCUUUCUACAAGCUCAGAUCCACGGGUGACAACGUAGUGGUAGGUGACAAGGUGAUAAUGAACCCCGUGAAUGCGGGACAACAAGUCCUACACGUUUCCUCUAACCACGAGCUGCCUGACAACGUUGGCUGUAUGGAGGUCAACGUAGUAAACUCCUCGACUUCCUGGAAGGUGACUCUCUUCUUGGAACACAAAGAGAACCAAGAAGAGAUCCUGAAGGGGGGUGACGUGGUGAGGCUGUUCCACGCUGAGCAGGAGAAGUUCCUGACCAUGGACGAGUAUCAGAAGCGGCAGCAUGUGUUCCUCAGGACUACGGGAAGGUCCAGUGCCACUGCUGCUACCAGUAGUAAGGCCUUGUGGGAGAUUGAGGUGGUACAACAUGACCCGUGUCGCGGAGGCGCGGGACACUGGAACUCCAUUUUCCGGUUCAAGCAUCUCGCCACGGGACACUAUCUAGCUGCCGAGGCUUGUAAUAGACCACCUGAAGCACCAGUGGAUCCAUACGAGCCGGCCUUCCAGCUGGUCUCCGUGCCUCACUCGUCGGAGAUCGCCACGCUGUUCGAGCUGGACCCCACCACCAUGACCCAUUCUGAUGCGCCUGUGCCGCAGAGCAGUUAUGUCAGGCUACAACAUUUAUGCACUCAUACGUGGGUGCAUUCCACUUCUAUACCCAUCGACAAGGAUGAAGAGAAACCUGUUAUGUCCAAGGUGGGCUGCUCCUUAGUAAAAGAAGACAAGGAAGCGUUCGCCCUUAUCUCAGUGUCUCCCAGUGAGGUGCGAGACCUGGACUUCGCGAACGACGCCUGCAAGGUGCUCUCAGCAUUGUCGACCAAGCUGCAGCUCGGCAAUAUAGAGCAUAAUGAGAGGAAAGCCCUAACCUGCCUGCUGCAAGACAUAGUGUACUUCAUAGCCGGCUUCGAGAACGAGCCCAACAAGUCUGAAGCUCUAGACCUGGUGGUGGAAAACCCUAACAGGGACAGGCAGAAGCUGCUCAGAGAACAGUAUAUAUUGAGGCAGUUGUUUAAGAUAUUACAGGGUCCAUUCCAAGAGACAACAGAAGGGGAGGCGUUCCUGAAGAUUGAGGAGUUGUACGACCCUCGAUACGCCGCCUAUAAGUACAUCUUCCGUCUGUGCUACAGGAUACUCAGGCUUAGUCAACAGGACUAUAGGAAGAAUCAGGAAUACAUAGCAAAACACUUCGGCUUCAUGCAGAAGCAGAUCGGCUACGACAUACUCGCGGAGGACACCAUCACAGCACUGUUGCACAACAACAGGAAGCUUUUGGAGAAGCACAUCACUGCCUCCGAGAUCGAGACCUUCGUGGGUCUGGUCCGUAAGAACAUGAAGACUUGGCAGUCCCGUUUCCUGGACUACUUGAGCGACUUGUGCAUCUCCAACAAGAAGGCUAUUGCUGUGACACAGGAGCUCAUCUGCAAGAGUGUGCUGUGUGCCAAUAACUCGGAUAUACUUAUCGAGACCAGAUUGGUAUCAACGAAAUACGAAAAAAGCAAGACAUUAGACCCGGACGAUCCAAAAUAUACUGUUGAAGAGGAAGUCAUGCUGCUGUGGAAUAAUAAGAAGUGCUCCCGUCUACUAUCAGAACUCGCAGCCGAAGCCCGAGUGGACCCUAACAGCCAAUCUGCGGCCAUCCUGGACUACUACCGUCACCAACUGGACCUGUUCUCCAACAUGUGUCUCAAUCGGCAGUAUCUGGCGCUGAAUACACUGUCACCGCAGCUGCAUAUACAUCUUAUAUUGAAAUGCAUGUCAAACGCAUCCCUUUCCUACGAGGUCCGUGCAUCGUUCUGUCGCCUCAUGCUGCAUCUGCAUGCGGACAGAGACCCACAGGAGCCGGUCACGCCUGUUAAAUACGCGAGGUUAUGGACUGAAGUCUGUGAUAGAAUACAUAUACAUGACUACCAAUGCGUGAAAGGCGGUCCGGACGCGAACAGGGAGAAAGUCAAGGAACAAUUUGCAUCCACUAUCCGCUUUGUAGAGAACUAUCUAUGUAACGUCGUCACUAAGACUUGGUAUUUUAGUGACCAUGAUCAGAAUAAACUGACUUUCGAAGUUGUGAAGUUGGCGAGAGAGCUAAUCUAUUUUGGAUUCUAUAGCUUCAGCGAUUUGCUACGACUAACGAAGACGUUACUGAGCAUCUUGGAUUGCGUCACUGCUAUGGACCUGCUCAAUGAGACCAACACACUCUCCGGGGAAGUCGAAUCCGAAGGUGGCGUGUUACGCAGUAUCGGUGACAUGGGCGCUGUAAUGACAUCUAUAACUCUCGGUGGCGUAGCCAGAAAUCAGGCAGGCAGUAGUUCAAUACCACCUGGUGGGGGCGGAGGCCUGCAGCGCAGCGCGUCGGCGCUGCUGCUGGCGCGGGAGCACCCGCUCGUCAUGGACACCAAGCUCAAGAUCAUCGAGAUACUGCAGUUCAUCCUAGACGUGCGGCUGGACUACCGCAUCAGCUGUCUACUGUCGAUCUUCAAGAAGGAGUUCGAGCAGGCCGGCGAGAGGUCGGCUGAUACCAUCGGCCGGGCUGAUGUGGAGGCGAUAGGCCUUCAGGCUGAAGGGAUCUUCAGCUGUCGAGCAAUACAAACUGUGCCUGACAGCUGUCUGCCCAAAAAUGUAGAUUUGGAUGGUCUAGACCUGGACGAAUGUGGGGGCAGGAUGGUACUCCGAGUGCUGCUGCAGCUGUGCUCUCAAGGAGCAUCGGCUGCGCUGGUCUCCGGAGCCCUGGCACUCCUGUUCAGACAUUUUAGUCAGCGACAAGAAGUGUUGGUUGCUUUUAAGCAGGUACAACUGCUAGUAUCAGACGCCGACGUGGAGUCCUACAAACAGAUAAAGGCGGACCUAGACCUGCUGCGACAGAGCGUGGAGAAGUCAGAGCUGUGGGUCUUCAAUAAAGGACGCGCAGUUCUCAUUGAUGAGCAUAUAAGUCUAACAGGCACGGUGGGUCCAGGCGGGGCGGUGCUCGAACGCAACGCGUCUAUGGAUAAUGUUCUAGAUACUUCUAGAACUGCCAAGCACGACCACAACGAAUAUCUGAAGAUUAAAGAGAUUCUGCAGCGCAUGAUAAAGUACUGCACUCACGGGAACAGCGGCGGUGGCGAGACCGGUCGUCCGCGCAGACACGAGCAACGACUGCUAAGGAACAUUAGAGUGCAUACUAUUGUACUGGAUCUGUUACAGGUGCCUCAUGAUGAAGACGAUAUGGCAAUGGAUGAACUCCUGGCUUUGGCUCACGAGUUCUUGCAGCACUUCUGUCACGGCAACCAGCAGAAUCAGGCUAUAUUGCACAAACAUCUGGAUUUAUUCCUAAAUGCUGGGAUACGCGAAGCCCAAACCGUAUGCUCAAUAUUCAAAGACAACGCGGCGCUGUGCAGCCACGAGGGUAAUGAGAAGGUGGUGGCUCACUUCGUGCACUGCAUCGAGUCCCGCGGCCGGAGACCCGAGUACCUGCACUUCCUGCAGACUAUUGUGCAUGCUGACACACAGUAUAUUCGACGCAGCCAGGACUUGGUUAUGCAAGAGAUGGUGAACGCAGGUGAAGACGUGCUGGUAUUCUACAACGACAAGGUGUCGUUCAACAACUUCAUACAGAUGAUGAGACAGUUCCGCAGAACCAAUGAAAUGCCAGAAGCACUCAGAUACCACAUCCAGCUAGUGAAGCUGCUAACAUGCUGCACUAUGGGCAAGAACGUGUACACGGAGAUAAAGUGCCACUCGCUACUGCCGCUAGAUGACAUCGUGUCUAUGAUCACGCACACUGACUGUAUACCUGAGGUGAAAGAAGCAUACGUAGGCUUCCUGAACCACUGCUACAUCGACACGGAGGUGGAGAUGAAGGAGAUCUACUCCAGCAACUACAUGUGGGACCUGUUCGAGCGAUCCUUCCUGCACGACAUGCAGGCCAUACUGCACAGUGACGGGACGCAUGCUGCUGCAGGUCCUUCAUCCGAGAUGGCGUCGAGCUCGCUGCGUCCAGCAGUGGGCACUCAGAAGGCGUGGGUCAACUACGUGACAGACGUUCUCAUGCACACUAUCUGUACCUUCUUUAACUCGCCCUUCAGCGACCAGAGUACCACUGUGCAGACCCGACAGUCGAUAUUCGUGAAGCUGCUUCAGACUACGUUUAGUAUCUACCAAUGUCCGUGGCUGACGCCGCCGCAGAAACUAAACGUUGAGAAGUGCAUACGGACGCUUAGUGAUGUUGCUAAAUCCCGCAGCAUAGCAAUACCUCUAGAGUUAGAAGCUAAGAUUCAGACGGUGUUCGACAAAGCUGCGGCACUCUCCCGUCAGACCAGCAAGUGGCUGCUAGCCUCCAAGACUUCCAAGCUUGAGAAGAUGGCCUCACAGGCGAACCUCCAAAACGACAGAUCAGUGAUGGAAGGUCUGCAAGAGAUAGUGGCUCUCCUAGAAGAACAGUUGCGGCCUCUGCUGCAAGCUGAACAGUCUCUGCUGGUGGACAUCCUGUACAAACCUCAUCUGCUGUUCACCAGUCCAGGGGAGGUGUCGCAGUCUGACACUAGUGGGAUCUUCAUAUCCAGACUGAUUCGACAUACAGAGAAACUUCUAGAAGAAAAGGAAGAGAAGCUGUGCGUCAAAGUACUGCAGACUCUUAGAGAGAUGAUGGCUGUUGACCCGGAAUAUGGGGAGAAGGGCAACCAACUCCGCUCCAAGCUACUCUCGCAGUACUUCAUAAACCGGAAGUCGGAGCCCAAGAUCCUCCCGCCGCCAUCUUCCCUCGCCGUCACCCACGGCCCUGGAGCCAAAGUGCUGCUGCGAACUGGUCAGACGCUGGCCCAAGUUCAGGCGCACCUUGAUAAGGAAGGAGCUUCGGACCUGGUGGUAGACUUGGUGAUUAAAAGCACCAAUCGACAAGCCAUUUUCCUGGAAGCUAUACAGCUUGGUAUCGCUCUCCUGGAAGGUGGAAACCCAAUAAUUCAGAACAGCAUAUUUACCAAACUACAAAACGGCGAAAUAUCUCAAGCAUUUUUUAAGGUAUUCUACGACAAAAUGCGUGAAGCACAGCAGGAGAUCCGGUCACUAGCUGCCAGUAGUACUGCCGCAGCCAGCGGCGACAAGCAGCGCACUUCUUACUCCGAGAAGCAGAAGCCAGUCACCGCUGAUGGUACGAAGACCAGCCCCGGCGUGCUAGUGGUGGGCGAGGAGAUGGAUGAGGAGGUGACCACCGCGUGCGGCUCUGCUGUGCACGCGUACUCCGAUAUACACACCAUGUCGCAUGGUACCACAGCUCUGGAAGAGAUAAUGGCGGAAAAGAAAGAGGCUGGCAACUCGGACGUGCUCCCGGCCAAGGUUGCCAUCAUGAGGCCCAUAUUGAGGUUCUUGCAGCUGCUCUGUGAGAAUCACAAUCCUGACCUACAGAAUCUACUCCGCAAUCAGAACAACAAAUCUAACUACAACCUGGUGUCAGAAACCCUGAUGUUCCUGGACUGCAUCUGUGGGUCUACCACGGGUGGUCUCGGUCUACUGGGCCUGUACAUCAACGAGGGUAAUGUGGCGCUCAUCAACCAGACCUUGGAGACGCUCACUGAGUAUUGCCAAGGCCCCUGCCACGAAAACCAGAACUGCAUAGCGACACACGAAAGCAACGGCUUAGACAUAAUCACAGCUUUAAUUCUAAACGACAUCAACCCUCUCGGCAAGACACGCAUGGACCUAGUUCUGGAGCUGAAGAACAACGCCUCCAAACUCCUGCUGGCCAUCAUGGAGUCUCGGAACGACUCCGAGAACAAUGCCGAACGGAUACUGUACAACAUGAAUCCGAAACAGCUGGUAGAUGUUGCUUGCUCCGCGUUCCACCAGGAGCACGGCAUGGACGCCGACUCCGACUCGGAGGACGAUGCCAUCGUGCAGGGCGUCUCGCCCAAGGAGGUGGGGCACAACAUCUACAUCCUGUGCCACCAGCUGGCGGCUCACAACAAGGAGCUGGCGGCGCUCGUGCGGGCCUCGCCGCACGGCGCCAACGCCGACGCGCUGCGCUACUACCGUACUCACACCGCGCAGAUAGAGAUAGUUCGAAGGGACAGGAGCAUGGAACAAAUCGUGUUCCCGAUCCCGGAGAUCUGCGAAUAUCUGCCAGCGGAUAGUAAGCAUCGCGUACUGCAGAGCGCCGAGCGAGACGACCAGGGCAGCAAGGUCGCUGACUUCUUCUCCAGGCUGGACAACCUGUUCCACGAGAUGAAGUGGCAAAAGAAGCUUAGGGGACAGCGUCUCCUAUUCUGGGUUUCGUCCUACAUGUCUCUGUGGAGCAACAUACUAUUCAACUUCGCUGUUCUGAUCAACAUCAUCGUCGCCUUCUUCUAUCCCUUCCAAGACGAGAAUCCAAUUUUCACACACGCAGAGCUAGGGGAACACCUGUCGCUGGUGGUGUGGUGCGUGUCGGGGGUGGCCGGAGCCCUGGUCACGUGGCUGCCCCGCGGGGGCGGAGCCCGGGCGCUGCUGGCGUCGGCCGCCGUGCGGUUUAUGUACUCGGCGGGGCCGGAGCCCACGUUGUGGGCGCUGGCUAUGCUCACUAUAGUGGUGAAAGGCAUCCACCUGGUGAGCAUCAUGGGCAACCAGGGCACGCUAUCCAAGUCCCCGGGGAAGGUGCUUACAGACCCUGAACUGCUGUACCACAGCGUCUAUCUCGUCUUCUGCUUCUGCGGGAUAUGUUGGCAUCCAUUCUUCUUUUCUGUUCUGCUCCUAGACAUAGUGUACCGCGAAGAGACUCUCUUGAACGUAAUGCGAUCAGUAACUCGCAACGGCCGGUCCAUCCUACUGACGGCCGUGCUGGCGCUUGUGCUGGUCUACAUGUUCUCCAUCGUAGGCUACAUGUUCUUCCGAGACCAUUUCCUCGUCAGCGUCGAUCGGCUGGACGAUGACGACGACCCCCGAUAUGAGCCCGACGGCUGCGCCGACGACGGUGCCUCCAAGUACCUGAAGGAAGCCGACCAGUGCCGCCGCAGCUCCCGCUUCGUGUCCGUCGGCGGCGAGUUGCGCGAGCGCAGCUGUGACUCGCUCAUCAUGUGUAUAGUCACCACGCUCAACCAGGGCCUGAGGAAUGGCGGCGGUAUCGGAGAUAUAUUGAGAGCUCCCGCUAGUUUUGAGCCGCUAUUCGUGGCCCGAGUGGUGUACGAUCUGCUAUUCUUCUUCGUGGUGAUCAUCAUAGUGCUGAACCUGAUCUUCGGUGUCAUCAUCGACACCUUCGCAGACCUCAGGAGCGAGAAGCAGCAGAAGGAGCACAUAUUGAAAAACACCUGUUUUAUUUGUGGAUUGAACAGGUCAGCCUUUGACAACAAGACAGUCUCGUUCGAGGAACAUAUCAAGAGCGAACACAACAUGUGGCACUACCUCUACUUCAUGGUGCUGGUGAGGGUCAAGGAUCCCACCGAGUUCACCGGCCCCGAGAGCUAUGUGCACUCCAUGAUCAAGUCCAACAACCUGGACUGGUUCCCGCGGCUCCGCGCCCUGUCCCUGGUGGGCGGCGGCGAGGGCGAGGGGGGGGAGCUGGAGCUGCGAGCCCUGCAGGCGCAGCUGGACCGCGCCCAGCGAGCCGUGCGGACCCUCACUGAACUCCUCACGGACCUGCGGGACCAGAUGACAGAGCAAAGGAAGCAAAAACAACGGAUCGGCUUACUAAACUCAACCUCGGCGUACUUGCAGAACUUGCAAAUGAACUUGCCGCCGUGAACACCAUGCCAAGACGAACACCCGGACAUCUGUGUUUAUGUAUGUAUGUCAUAAGCCGGUUAAAAUGUGAUUAGCUUAAUUUUACAGUAGAAUAAACCGGCUUUUUUGUAGAUUUUUUUCUCUUUCUGUAAAUUGAUUUUUUAACGGUAAACGUUAUUGUGGUCGUUUUAUCGAUGUUCAAGUUAUCGAUAUUGCGACUUCUUAUGAUUGAAUUGGAUUUCUUAGUAUACUGGUCUAUCUGCUGAAAAACCAAGAAGUAAUGAUAUGUAACUAAUUGAUUGAAGGAAUCUUAUUUUGUAAAUUCUUCAGUCUACUAAAUACUAGUAAAAUAUCAACUUUAGUCUUGUUAUAAAAAUUAACAUUUUAUUAGAAGUAUAUAUUUUAAUUCUGUUUAGUAAUAACCCAGGUAGAAAACGACAUACAUAAAUACAAGAUUACGAAUUAUAGUUAAUAUAUUUAUAUUAAUUUAUUGUGAAUACCAUACCGGUGUGUAAAACCUAAGAUAUGUACACCUCGAUCAAGGUACCUCAAUACCGCACAAUAUAAACAAAUACAUAUAUAAAUAGAGUUAUAUAUUACAGUAUAUAUACUAUAUACGCUUGGAUUUCCCGCGACACACGUUGACGUCGAUUUUUAUCGAAUAAUUUACAUGUAAAUACUUUACGAGUUGAUAAGCGUACGAGUAUUGUUUUGAGCAGUUGAGUAUUUUUAGCUCUUAAAAGAAUUUGUAGUAAUUAAUUUUCGCGAAAACAAUUACUUGCUCAAGUUCGUUUUGAAAUAUUUCCCGAUCUUGAAGAGCUCUGUCGAGUGGCACACUUGUCGCUUACACAUAGUUUUACCCGGAAAACGUGGAAUAUAUUCCUUGAAAUAAACCACUCAGCAAUUUUGCUUUCUAUCGAUAAAAAUAAGUAAAAAUUACAAUAAUUAUUCAUAUCUCAACCGCUCAACAAUCGCUAUUUCGUCUCGACACUUCAAAUAUAAUACGUAAGGUUUUCAUAAAGAUACGGGCUAGUGCCGACGUGAUUAUGUGACUAGGCUAAUAGUUCAAACAUAUCUUGUUAUGAUAUUUGACUAGGUAGAGUAGGAUAGACGAUUUAUUGCCCUGUUGCACUGAUUUCAGUAUCAUGUAAGCUAAAAUUCCUACAUAGAAAAAAAACUAUAAAUUGGUCAAAAAGUCCUGAGAUUUUCUCCUUCAAAUCUAUUUACCGCUUAAGAAGCAAUAUACAAUACUAAUAAUCGUUUUUAUAUUUAAAUCAAGUAUAAUCAAAGCAAUAACAUUGAAUAAGCAUUUUUCCAAACUUAAUUAUGUAGCUAAGUUUAAUACCAAUUAGUGCAACAAUGGGUAAAUAAUAAACUGUUACGUAGAUAUUUAAAGUUUUAAAUAUUUGACCUUGAAAAUGAAUCGACGUCGGUAUGUCACUCUCUGGACUUGAAGGUGUGAAGUCAUGGUCAGAAAAGAGAAAAAUUGUAUAUAUACGGAUAUAUGUAUAUAUGAAAAACUGAUUAUAUAGCAGUCAGUGAGGCGACACAUAAUAUGUCGAGGUAUUAUAAAAAUACUGGAAAGUUAGUCAAAAGAUCUUUUUCCAAAGAAAAAAUGGCCGUCGAAUUUAUCGACAUUUUAAAAUACUGUGUGACAUUAUGUAAACUGCCGGACGACCAUGACUUUAUACCCAGGCUAUGCCUGAUUUUCUCAAUAUGUAAAUCGGAUUUUUUCUGUCUUUUAUAUACAAGGUUUAUAUAAUGAAAUCUGAACAAAUGUAGUUUUGUUCUAGUAGUUAGAAUAGUUUUUAUUGGGGGAGAUAAUUCUAAAUGUUUUUUUCGUAAAUUAUAUAUUUAUUUGCUUACUUUGCUCACUAAAAACUAAUUUUCUUUCAAAUGUCACUUUUAUUUAUAAAUCUAAUAAUAAAUAUCGCUACUGCAGUUCGAUAAAUUUUGUUAAACCUGAUUUAUCGACAAAAAGCCUCAUAAUGUGUUUUCUCUAUUCUCAAAGAAAAUUACUGUCGUGGUAAUUUUGGUAUCGAGAAGGAUUUUCUCUAUGUCUCUAUUCUAUUUUAUGUAAUUAUAUAUAUAUUUUUUUAAUAUCUCCCCCCUUGUUAGAGGUUUGGAUGUGCAAUACAGCUCAAACAAGUUACCUAUAACUGUAGUUAGAUAUCAAAUUUUAUUUGUAAAGAGUUUUAUGAAGUAUUUAAAGCAAUAGGCAUCAAAUAAAAUCGAUCGGAAAUAAUUUUAAAUGAAAGAGUUAUAAAAAUCUUUUUUCCUUGGAAGCCGACCCCAACGUAGAUGGGAAAAACGCUCGGAAGAUGAUGGGUUAUAAGAAUCUUUUUGACCUCUUAUGUUUUUAGAUUAAAUCAAUAAUGACUAAGCUAUGUUUUUGUGUUACCCUUUGCUUCAAAAACUUCAUAUAAAUACGAAAUAAUCUUGAGAAAGAUCUGAGUAUAAUGUGUCUAGUUACGAGUCGAUGUGUGGGUCAUGUUUGUGUAAUGUUAGGCUGGAGGUGAUAGUUGUUACGUUAUUUUAGGAUUAAGUCUUCGAAUCUCUAGAUUUUAUCUAGACAAUGAGGUUUAAUACUGAUCCCGAUGGCAUGUUGACAAACUAGUUUCUCAAAAUGAAACUCUUACAAAAAAAAACUGCUUGAAAAUAGUUUGAUUAAUAUAAAAAUGUAAUGCUCAAUAAAAUGCCAAAAUGUAAACGAAUUAAAGCAAGUAUCAGUAUUGAGUCUCCAUCAAAUAUAUUGUAAUAUAUGAUUAUAUAUUAUCCGACUAUAAGAAAAAGGUUGUUCUAUAUAAAUGACAUGAUGACGACACAAAUACGCUAGAGAUUUGGCAAUCAAAUAUCAAAAUGUGUAAAACGAGGUAUUUAGAUGACAUGAACAUUAAAAACAAGGAAAAAAAUCGCAUUAAAAAGUUCAUGUUAUUUGCAAGAAAGAUAGCAAUUCACCACUUCGGUGCGAAAUAUCAAAAAUCAUUCGAAUUUCUUACUUUAGGUAAUUUGGAAAAUCUAUAUCUAAGUUAAAACUAUAUAAAUCAAAAUUGUGUGAAAAUAAGUUAUUCGUAUAUGUAUUGUUAAGUUUAGAAUAUUUCAACAUUUAGAUAAUUUUUGUGAUGUAAAGUUUUAUUGAACGUAGUUUACCGAGAAAUGUUUAGAAUUAUAACAAAACUUUAUAAAUUAAAUUGAUACAGGUAAUCAUGAAUAAAUGAAGUCUUAUGUUAAGAGUUUUAACUCAUCUGAGUAUAUUCAAAGUUUUCAUUAAAUUGCUAGAAAAACGUGAUUCUACAUUGUUUUAGUUUUCUUUAGAACGCACCGUGCCAUAAGGUCGUGGUGAUUUUUUUAUAUAAACAUGGAAUAUAUAAUAGAGCUAUUUUUAUGCCAAAUGUUUAGAAAAUGUUAAACCUUUUGCUAUAUUGGCGAUUCUUUGUUUAUUUUGUUUGAGGGUUAUCGAACUUAUCGAUAAUCACAUACCGAUAACAUCCCAUCACUAUAACACGUAUAAUUUAGCGAAUCUGCCAAUUAGCAAAAGGCAAUUAUUGUAAUAUUUUGUUAUUGUCAUAAUUUUGUAUGUACUUAAAAAAGUAAUUUGUUUAACUAAUUGACCAGAUUUAUACAUUCGUUUGGACUAACAUUCCUUAUUUUCUUACAUUGAAACGCUUUAAUUUUCUAUUUUCUAUUAUAUUAUAUGUUGGCCGCAGUUAUAAAAAAGUUUAUCAUGAUGGAAAAUAUGGAUACCAAGAAAAAAAUCACCUAUUUGAAAGAAAACGAAAAGUUUUAGACUUUUAUCGUGCUCUUUAAAUUAUAUAAUUAAAAUGGAUAAAGUAAAUGAAUUAAAAGAAUUAGUAGAGUUAAUUCAUAAUUAUAUAAAAAUCUUGUCCAGAUAAUAAAUAGAAAUAAAAUUUAAGUAGAUAUUUUGGAAUUAGAAUCUUUAAAAUUAAACUUUCUGACUACCCUGCAACCCGUGAUAAUACUUACUCAAGUAAAGCUGUCGGAUUUUAACAUAAAUCUUAAUAUAUCUCUUGACCAACUCUACGUAGCUAGUUUUCUCUAGAGAUGUAUAUUUUUAAAUCAUCUAUUUAACAAAAAAACUGUUUUUAUACACUAUAUUUAUUGCACAUUAUACAUUCCCUGUGUAUUUUUUAUAUUAUUUAUUACAUAUACUAUAUUCCAUUGUAACUAGAUCUGCGUUUCGAAUCUUUCAACUGUGUUAGCGAAAAACAGAAUCAACGUCAAAAAUAAUAUUAGGAUGGAUUGCACCAUAUAACGAUAACAAACCAUAUAACCAGUCCUCAAAUCGCCGAUUUACCCUAUUAAUGAUAAUUUGACAGCUGGUUAUGGUUUGGUUAUAGUCAGUUAUACGGUGCAAACGACCCUUAAAUUUAAAUGGCAAAUAAAAAAAAUAAUGACGUGGAAUAACAAUUCCGUUUUUCGCUAACACUGUAGCUACUUGUUUUUCAAAGAAGAUUUAAGAAAUUCUAGUAAUAGUGUGUUGUUUACAUACGCGUACUAACGUAGGAUAGUGUAAGAUUUGCGAUCGACUCGAUUCGUUGUGAUGCCUGCAAUAACGUGUUUAUUUUGUUUUUAUGAAAAAUAAAGUUACGGCACAAAGUU
This is a messenger RNA of Helicoverpa zea (corn earworm), 12996 nucleotides long. It is a transcript of the gene Itpr, whose product is annotated as inositol 1,4,5-trisphosphate receptor. The coding region runs from base 223 to 8397 and encodes 2724 amino acids. The record is from RefSeq and is a predicted model, not a curated record. Gene Ontology annotation, molecular function: inositol 1,4,5-trisphosphate-gated calcium channel activity; inositol 1,4,5 trisphosphate binding. NCBI's taxonomy places the organism in Eukaryota, Metazoa, Arthropoda, Insecta, Lepidoptera, Noctuidae. Gene Ontology annotation, biological process: calcium ion transmembrane transport. The transcript is spliced from 59 exons. Gene Ontology annotation, cellular component: membrane; endoplasmic reticulum.